Trichoderma harzianum CBS 226.95 is the source of this 1434-nucleotide messenger RNA. RefSeq lists its product as hypothetical. The transcript is spliced from 2 exons. The coding region runs from base 1 to 1434 and encodes 477 amino acids. Gene Ontology annotation, molecular function: protein binding. The record is from RefSeq and is a predicted model, not a curated record. NCBI's taxonomy places the organism in Eukaryota, Fungi, Ascomycota, Sordariomycetes, Hypocreales, Hypocreaceae.
AUGAGCAAUCCAAACCCCAGCAUCCUGGGGUCCGAAAACUACGGCUUGAUCGACUUCCUGCGCUAUUGGGCAUACGGGAACGUCCUGCAGUCGGGCCAUAAGCUACCGCGGCCCGGCAUCCGCAGAGUCCUGAAGCAGGCCACCAGUGGAGUAGAGCGCGUGUAUUACUCUGACCUGCGCGGAGAUGGCUGUGACAUACAAGGUCUGGAUUGGGAUAGUAUGAACACAACACGCAGUGCCGCCAGGGAGAUUCGUCGAUAUACAUACAAGAACUACGUCAACAGGCCGGGUUCUGAUAUUCACGUAAAGGUCGCCCUUCCCGCCACCGACAGCUUUUUCAGGUUCAGGAGAAUGGAUGUCCGGCGGGAUAUUAGCCUUGCCCAUUUCCAGCUUCGGAGCGUGCUUGCUUGUCCCGGUCGGACGCAUGCUUACUAUCCCAGCGUGCAAGGCAUCAACAUGCUCAACACCGCAACGAAAAAGACGAGUCUAGCGAUGAAUCUGCGUGCUUUUGCUGGCAUGGCGGCUCCCGCCAUAUCAACCCUUGAUGCCGGCUGCGGUGUCUUAAUGGCCGGCACCUUCAAUGGCGACUACUUCCUGCAGUCAUUGACUGCCGAGGAUAAGAAGAGCUACUCGGAGGGACAGAUAUCCAACGACGUUAGCGGGAUUACCAACCACAUCAAGAUAUACAAACCCAGGAGGUCUGACAGUCCUGCCGCCGCCAUUGCAAGCAAUGACCAGGGCUUCCGCCUCCUAGACCUUCAGACGGAAAAGUAUACCGCCAAAUUCACAUAUCCCUUUGCCCUCAACUGCUCGGCCAUGUCGCCAGACGGUCGGCUUAGAGUCGUUGUAGGCGACGACCUGAACGUUUUGAUCACCAAUGCGGAGACGGGCGAGAUCCUACAACAGCUUGGCGGGCACCGUGAUUACGGAUUUGCCUGUGACUGGUCGGACAAUGGUUACCACGUUGCCACUGGUUUCCAGGACAAGACCGUCAAGAUCUGGGACGCCCGCUACUGGCGCAAUGCCAAUGGCGUUAGCACCCCGGUCUGCACGAUAGCGACGGAGAUGGCCGGCGUCCGAAACCUGCGCUUCUCUCCAUCAGGCAGCGGCCGACCUCUCCUUGCCGCAGCGGAAGAGGCCGACUUCAUCAACCUGAUUGACGCCAAGACGUUCCGCUCCAAGCAGGUCAUUGACGUUUUCGGCGAGAUUGGAGGCGUGGCAUUCACCAAUGACGGACAGGACCUGAACGUUCUCUGCUGCGACGCCCACCGAGGCGGCCUGCUGCAGUUUGAGCGCUGCAGCUUUGGAGUUGACGAGCCUCUCACAGGAGGCGUGCAGCGGAUCACGAAAAUCGACGACGACUCUUCAACUCAAUGGGAUUUUAUACUACGGCGCCGGCCGCCAAUGUACCUGGACGGCCCGGGUGUGUUUUAA